UGAAUGAUAUUAACCUAAUACUAUGAAAAAUAUAAACCAAUAGGGUUGAAUUAGAGCAAUCCGUAGACAAAUACGUGUUUUCUGGGGUUUGUGAAUCUCUAAAUAUACAGGGACAGGACAAGAACUGAAGUGUUUGUUGUUUGUGGGCUACAUUUAUAUUUGACUGAUUUUAAAUUCUUUCAUUGAUAUUUUAUUUGUGUUUAAUCUUUCACACCUCGCUGUGGGAAGGUCUGAUGUGGCAGCAUGCAGAGAAUUGGAUGCGUUGUUUUUAAUAUCCGUGCUAUAUCAAUAUGCCCCAUUAAGAUUCUACCCCGGGAACUGAAAAUAUUUAUAACAUUAGGAACAUGUGUAUCCUUUUAGAAUUUGUUUUCUCUUGUUACUUGUAAUACCACAGCAUUGGAGAGAGCCGACACUGUUAAAUAUCUAGGGGUUUAUAUUGACACAACUCUUCAAUUUGAUAAACCCAUUAAAGAUGUAUGUAGUAAAAUUGGAAGGAAGCUUGGAGGAUUGUGUGGUCAGCGCCACUGUGUAAGCUUUACAGUAAGGUUUUAAUGAGUUACUUGUGUUCCCUAUUCUAGACUAUAAUGAUGUGAUGUGCGGGUCUGCUAGUGAGGAAUCGCUGAAGAAGAUCGAUACAAUGUGUAACAGGAUGUGUAUCUGUGUGCUCCCGUGUACUCCGCUAGCGCAUCACUGCAGCGCGUAUUCUACAUUAAACUUGCGAUCGCCUGCUAACAGAAGGAAUUAUCACUGGAAUCGGAUUCUCUUUAAAGGGGCACACAACACAUUACCAGUUUAUUUAAACAGCUUGUUUCUGAGUUUACCUGUAAAUACAGCCUAUCGUAAUGUCUGAGACACACAAUACUUUAAUAUAGCGUCUGGAAAAGGUGCUGCGGGAAGAAAGACUUUUUUUUUUAUAUCAUUUGUUUAAUUCCUAAUCUUAACAUUGUAAUAUUUGUUGGGGGAUUUAGAAACAGUUUCAUAGAAUAUCUGAUUCGGCAGUUUCUGCUCCCCCUGCUUGUCUAAACCUGGCCUCAGUCCCAAACCCCGCCUCUCAGAGCUUUACACAACUCCAGGAAAUCAGCGCAGUGAAGUUUCGUUUCUUGUGAAAUCGUCAGUCUCUCUGUCUCACUGCAGCAGAAAUGGCAGAAGCGAAUAUUCUGGUAGCGCAUGACCAGUUUAUCUGUACAGUGUGUCUGGAGCUAUUAAAGGACCCAGUCACUAUUCCAUGUGGACACAGUUACUGUAUGGGGUGUAUUAAGAACUGCUGGGAUCAGACUGAUCAUACAGGUGUCUACAGCUGCCCCCAGUGCAGAAAGACCUUUACCCCAAGGCCUGAUCUGGGCAGAAACACCAUGCUGGCUGAAGUUGUGGAGAAAUUAAAGAAGACAGGACUCAAUCUUCCUCCUGCUCAAAGUUAUGGUGGACCUGGAGAUGUGCCGUGUGAUUUCUGCACUGGGAGAAAGUUCAAAGCUGUGAAAUCCUGUUUGACGUGCCUGGCCUCUUACUGUGAAACACACGUCAAGCCGCACAGUGAAGUUACUCCAUUACAGAGGCACAAGCUGGUCAAUGCAAUUGGAAAUCUGGAGCAGAAGCUUUGUGCUGAACACCAACGAUUAUGUGAGGUCUUCUGUAGAACUGAUCAGACGUGUAUUUGCUGGCUGUGUGCAGACGAGGAACACAAGAGCCAUGAUACAGUCUCAGCUGAGAAGGAAAGGAGUGUGCAACAGAAGCAGCUGGGAGAGACACAGACAGAAAUACAACAGAGAAUCCAGGAGAGACUGAAAGAAAUUGAAGAGCUGAAACAGGCUGUGGAGUCACUGAAAAGAUCUGCAUGCAUAGAAAUAAAGGAAAGUGAGAAGAUCUUUACUGAGCUGAUCCGAUCCAUUGAAAAGAUCAACACUGAGGUUAUUGAGCUGAUUGGAGCUAACGAGAAGGCUGCAGUGAAUCAGGCUGAAGGACGCAUGAAGAAAUUGGAGCAGGAGAUUGCUGAGCUAAGGAGGAGAAACGUUGAGUUGAAACAGCUUUCAGAGACAGAGGAUCACAUCCAUUUUCUACAGAAUUUCCAGUCUCUCUGUGCCCCUCCUGAAGCUGGAGACUUACCCAGCGUUACUGUCAAUACAGACAUCUCUUUUGGGGCUGUGAGGAAAGCUGUAUCUGAACUUAAAGACCAUAUUGAGGACUUCUGCAAGGGGGAAUUAAUAACAAAAACAGUGAAUGAAGUUGCAGUUUACAGUCUGCAGGCUCCAGAGCCAAGGAACAGAGCUGAGUUUUUAAAAUAUUCCUGUCAGCUCACACUGGACACCAACACAGCGCAUAGAAACCUCUGUCUGUCUGAAGGGAACAGAAAGGUGACAUGGAGGAGAGAGACCCAGAGAUAUCCUGAUGAUCACCCAGAGAGAUUUGAGAGCCAGCCCCAAGUGCUUUGCAGAGAGGGAUUGUCUGGGACUCGCUGUUACUGGGAGAUUGAGUGCAGUGGGGGAAGGGCUUCUAUAGGAGUCACAUAUAAAGGAAUCAGCAGGAAAGGAGGGGAUCGUUCCUGUGGCCUUGGAUUCAAUGACAAGUCCUGGAGUUUGCUCUGCUCUGGUUCCAGUUACACUGCCCGGCACAAUAACAAUCAAACUGCAAUAACUGCCCCCCGCUCCCCCAGAAUAGGAGUGUAUCUGGACUUUAAUGCCGGCAUGCUGUCCUUUUAUGACGUCUCUGACACAAUGACCCUCCUGCACAGAUUCCAAACCACAUUCACUGAGCCGCUCUAUCCUGGGUUUAGGCUUUAUUGUUAUGAGUCCCCUGUAACAAUCUGCCAGCUGAAGUAGACUUUGUAUUGAACUCCCUGUCUGUCCUCUCCACUCCUCGGGUGAAGGGAAUGUUCAAUCUGACACAACUUUGGAUGAAAGUUAGGGGAUAAAACGGCGCCACCUGCAGAGCGAAACGAGGGUAAUUAUUUGUUUUUAGCAAUGAAUGGAUUUAAUUUCUAUUUUAAGAAUUGAUAUGUUUUAUACAUAUUUUAGAAAGUGGCAUCCAAUAGUCAGUGCUGUAACAGUUUUUAAAAAAGUGAACUUAAGUUUGUUUUAUUGUGUGUGUGUUUUUGUUUUUUGAUUUCCAUAAAAUGUUUAAUAUUUCAGAUUUUAGUAAUGUGAUUUAAUAAAAAAAAUUAACGUGA
This is a messenger RNA of Acipenser ruthenus (sterlet), 3160 nucleotides long. Its product is annotated as tripartite motif-containing protein 16-like. The record is from RefSeq and is a predicted model, not a curated record. The coding region runs from base 1140 to 2813 and encodes 557 amino acids. The transcript is spliced from 6 exons. Gene Ontology annotation, molecular function: protein binding; zinc ion binding. NCBI's taxonomy places the organism in Eukaryota, Metazoa, Chordata, Actinopteri, Acipenseriformes, Acipenseridae.